AUGGAUGGCUCAUCAAAACAUGCGAAUAGCUUACAAUCCAUAUCACGUAAAAGUGAAACAUCAUUGAUUUGGAGACAGAGUCGUACGUGGACGAGUGCCAGCGAACAGUCUCAAUUGAAUCAUGUGAGCGAUGAAAUGAAAAACAAAAGUCUAUUAGACGCUCAUAGACGGCAACAAACAAUUGAUAACGAAAACAAGUAUCCUUCAAUAUCGUUGAAACGUCAACAACCAGCAAAUCAUUCAAAGCGAUUCAUCUAUCCGUGGAUUCCAACGCUUGAACGAGGAGGUAAGCAGGGAGAUGCCUGGAAAAAUCGUAAAAGACGUCGUGGUGCAUUUAUCAAUAUAUCGUCUUGUUGCUGUCUCUCUAUUGCUUUUGGUAUAGUUGGACUUAUCCUGUUAAGUGCGUUGGUAGCUGCCAUCAUUUUAUUAGGUCUGUAUCGUAUUCGGAAAAAUAUCUUCGAAGAAGUCUACUUUUUUAAAUGGAAAUCCAACCAUCAAGAAGCGCAACGGCUAGUCAAACCACCUCGACAACUACGUGCACAUCAACAAGUGCAACAGCUACAACGACGACUACUUCAAGUACAACGACAGUCACUACAUCCACAACAACAACUACUACAACUACAACUACGAGCACAACAAGUGCAACAACGACUACUACGUCCACAACAACAACUACUACAACUACAACUACGAGCACAACAAGUGCAACAACGACUACUACGUCCACAACAACAAGUACUACAACUACAACUACGAGCACAACAAGUACGACAACGGCCACAACAACGAGCGCAACGACAACAGCUACAACUACGACAAGUACAACAAGUAGCACUGAGACAACAACGAGUAGCACCACAACCACAACGAAGACUACUUCAAGUACAACAGUAA
Rotaria socialis is the source of this 897-nucleotide messenger RNA. The record is from the annotation of a GenBank genome assembly. NCBI's taxonomy places the organism in Eukaryota, Metazoa, Rotifera, Eurotatoria, Philodinida, Philodinidae.